Canis lupus familiaris (dog) is the source of this 1611-nucleotide messenger RNA. It is a transcript of the gene NCF4, whose product is annotated as neutrophil cytosolic factor 4. Gene Ontology annotation, cellular component: NADPH oxidase complex. The record is from RefSeq and is a predicted model, not a curated record. The coding region runs from base 422 to 1423 and encodes 333 amino acids. Gene Ontology annotation, biological process: phagocytosis; respiratory burst; superoxide anion generation. The transcript has 11 exons. Gene Ontology annotation, molecular function: phosphatidylinositol binding; protein binding; superoxide-generating NADPH oxidase activator activity. Lineage: Eukaryota; Metazoa; Chordata; Mammalia; Carnivora; Canidae.
GAUCAUCAGAAGGGAUGUGCUGGUGGCCAGGAGGCCCUCGGCUCCCACUGUGAGCUCCUCUGCCCCUGUUCUCCGUGGCUUCCCCACUGUGGGGUCCUGUGUGGGGACCCUGUGUGGCAGCCACAGGGUCACAAGGGCUACUGCUCAGCAGCCAGGUCUUCUGAGACCUUUAUUUGGAAUAAAGGGAACCCAGGGAAUGUCCGCCCUGUUGUUUUUCUCUCCAGGGGACAAGAGAGGACAAGAAAGAGUUUGCCGCCCUCGGCCACGAUGCAUCUCUGAGACGCUGUGUCCCCGGCCUGCCAGAGAGUGUGGGCCCCCAGGAUCAUCUGGAUCUACCGCGUCCAAGUAGCGUGAUCCUGGACUGGUUAUGUACCCGCUCUUUGCCUCUGUAUCCUGACCUGUGAAAUGGGAACCAUGGGAUAUGUACCUCAUGGGCGACUUUGAACAGCUUCCCGACAACAUCGCCAUCUCGGCCAACAUCGCCGACAUCGAGGAGAAGAGGGGCUUCACCAGCUAUUUUGUUUUCGUCAUCGAGGUGAAGACCAAAGGGGGAUCCAAGUACCUCAUCUACCGCCGCUACCGCCAGUUCCACGCCUUGCAGAGCAAGCUGGAGGAGCGGUUUGGGCCGGAGAACAAGAGCAACCCCUUCACCUGCAGCCUGCCCACGCUCCCAGCCAAAGUCUAUGUGGGUGUGAAACAGGAGAUCGCGGAGAUGCGGAUACCUGCCCUCAAUGCCUACAUGAAGAGCCUCCUCAGCCUGCCCAUCUGGGUGCUGAUGGACGAGGACGUCCGGAUCUUCUUCUACCAGUCACCCUAUGACUCAGAGCAGGUGCCCCAGGCGCUGCGCCGGCUCCGGCCGCGCACCCGGAAGGUCAAGAACGAGUCCCCCCAAGAUGCCAUCUUUGACCGCAUGGCAGCUCCACGAGCAGAGGCCUUGUUUGACUUCACUGGCAACAGCAAACUGGAGCUGAAUUUCAAAGCUGGAGAUGUGAUCAUCCUUCUCAGUCGGAUCAAUAAAGACUGGCUGGAGGGCACUGUCCGGGGAGCCACGGGCAUCUUCCCACAGUCGUUCGUGAAGAUCCUCAAGGACUUCCCGGAGGAGGAAGACCCCACCAACUGGCUGCGCUGCUACUACUACGAAGACACCAUCAGCACCACCAAGGACAUCGCGGUGGAGGAAGAGCUCAGCAGCACCCCUCUGUUCAAGGACCUGAUGCAGCUCAUGAGGCGGGAGUUCCAGAGGGAAGACAUCGCCCUGAAUUACCGGGAUGCUCAGGGGGAUCUGGUGCGGCUGCUGUCAGACGAGGACGUGGCGCUCAUGGUGAAGCAGGCCCAAGGUCUCCCCUCCCAGAAGCACCUCUUCCCUUGGAAGCUGCACAUCACCCAGAAGGAUGACUACAGAGUCUACAACACUGUCCCCUGAGCCUAUGGUGUCCCUGGAGCAGGGAGGGCCACUUGGUAAGAAGCCCUCAGAGGAGAUUAGGACCAGGAAAGCCUGGGAACAUGGAACAGACUUCCUGGUUCGAAUCUAUGGACCCACUUGGCUUGGCUUGCAUUCUGUCUGUCUGUACACUCGGUCUCAGAUUAAAAUAAACCCUUUCAUCUCAAAGG